AUGACUGAGCGCCAGCAAUUGAUUAACAGAUUAGUCCAUCUGGUAAAAACAAGUAUCUCUAUUAGAUACUAUCUUCACCUCCUUAGGAAUGAAAAAGACCCUCCUUCUAAACAGAUGUUGAAAUCUCAAUUAGAAGUGUACGCCCAAGAAACAAACUGCUCAGAAAUUACUUUUGUUAUGAAUUCUGCAAUACAACCCACCUCUAAGAUUAUUAUCGGAGGAACUCUCCUGAAAAACAAAGAACCUAAAGGAGCUUUCGGCAUCGGAAAGGGCGGCAGUGAAGAUCAAAAGAGUAACCACAGCACAAAGGCCUCUACCGAUAUGUCAAACUUCCAUUAUAAAAAUGCUCUUGUAAACUAUCAAAAAGCAAUCAAAGAAUCCAAAAAAGAUAAAUUCUACAUGCAGAGGAUGGAAGCCAACUACAUGCUUGAAAACUAUAAUGUUGCUUAUGCUCUUGCCUGUAAAACAGGAAAUCCCACACUCAAAUUCUUGAUGGCAGUUACAUCUGGACAUUUCCAAGAAGCCAAUGCAGUAAUUCCUAAUUUGAACUUGGAUGGAACCCACAAGGGAUCUGAAACUAGAGAUUUUGUCAACAAAUUCUGCUUAGUUCAGUUGAUUAUGUACGUAAAGCUUGCAACAUCACCAUCCACUGAUGUUAUUGAAAUGUUUGACAAGCUUAACCACAUCGUCCUCAACUUCAAACUUCCUCACAUCUCUAAUAUUGUCGAUGCCUUCAAAGCACAUGAUUACGGCAAAGCCAUGCAAUACAUCAACAUGCUCGAACCUAAUUUAUACGAUUCCCUUUACGCUGCUCCUGUUUCCAAGGAAAUGAUCGACGCAAUGAUCGGAAGAAAUAUUAUCAACUUCAUUUUGCCAUGCUCCCGCAUUUCCUUAUUCACAAUCUCUGUGCAGUCAUCCACAAAUAUCGCUACAGUUUGCGCUCACGUAAUAAACGCAAUCCGCGAAGGAGAAUUGACAGGAAAGAUCGAUCCUGAAACAAACGAAUACAUCCACUUCGACUCCAGAUACAGUGAAGUUGUCAAACUCUAUAACGAUCUUACAGUUAUUGAAAACAACGUCGAUAGAGCAUUGUUCAUGUUCAAUGCUAAGAAAGUUGUCACAGAACCAUAA
Trichomonas vaginalis G3 is the source of this 1131-nucleotide messenger RNA. Its product is annotated as PCI domain family. Gene Ontology annotation, cellular component: COP9 signalosome. The coding region runs from base 1 to 1131 and encodes 376 amino acids. The record is from RefSeq and is a predicted model, not a curated record. The transcript has a single exon. Lineage: Eukaryota; Parabasalia; Trichomonadida; Trichomonadidae.